This is a messenger RNA of Scaptodrosophila lebanonensis, 810 nucleotides long. Its product is annotated as homeobox protein B-H1. The record is from RefSeq and is a predicted model, not a curated record. Gene Ontology annotation, molecular function: DNA-binding transcription factor activity, RNA polymerase II-specific; RNA polymerase II cis-regulatory region sequence-specific DNA binding. Gene Ontology annotation, cellular component: nucleus. NCBI's taxonomy places the organism in Eukaryota, Metazoa, Arthropoda, Insecta, Diptera, Drosophilidae. The coding region runs from base 1 to 810 and encodes 269 amino acids. The transcript has 3 exons. Gene Ontology annotation, biological process: animal organ development; regulation of transcription by RNA polymerase II.
AUGCAAAGCUCAAAAUCAUUUUUAAUUCGUGACUUACUUGGAGAUCUAAUAAAUCGCCGACAAACAGAUUCAGAGAUCGAGCUCUCGAACGAUGACUCGGACAUAGACAUUGAGGAUCGCUCCACACCCGACUCCAAUGGCUGUCAGCAGGAGCUGUUGUCCCAUCACUAUAAUCACAACGAGUCCAGCGUGGAGUCCUGUGGCACGGGUACGCCGGGACUUUCAGCGGCAGCAGCGGCUGCUGGUGUGGCCGCCGGCCUUCUUGCUGCGGCAGCAGGCGGCGUCAACGGCAACAACAGCCACAGCCACAGCCACAAUAGCACCAGCAACAACAAUCUAACUGGCAGUGGCAGCUAUGCGGAGCACAAACUGCAGCUGAGCAAGAGCGGGCGGAAGCCGCGUCGACGUCGCACCGCCUUCACGCAUGCCCAGUUGGCCUAUUUGGAGCGCAAGUUCCGCUGUCAAAAAUAUUUGAGUGUGGCGGAUCGCAGUGAUGUCGCCGAGACGCUCAAUCUGUCCGAGACGCAAGUGAAGACCUGGUACCAGAAUCGACGUACCAAAUGGAAGCGUCAGAAUCAGCUACGACUGGAGCAGCUGCGUCAUCAGGCCACACUGGAGAAGGACUUUGCGGUUCAGGAGAGUGGGGGCGGUGGCGGUGGGCUCGGCUGCUGCCCCUCCGGCCUACCCACAACCUUCAGUGCCGCCGCUGCAGCAGCUGCUGCCGCCAGCAAUCCUUGCAACUUCUUGACUUCCGCCGCCGCAGCGGCUAUCUUUCGGAACGUGGGUUACGUGCACGGCUGCCCCAUGUAG